UUGUAAUGUAAUUUGACCUGUUAAUAAAUGCCAGUUUUUUGACGUUGCCUUUGUCACAAUUCUCAAUUUCAUAAUUGUCAACCAUCUUCCAACUUCUAUCAAGUUUUUCCAUUUCGUUUUUAAUACUGAGUAUGACAUUGCACUAGCAAGACCACCAAAUACGACAUUUCUUUUCAUAGUUUUCUAACCUUUUUGGGAACAACCUUAUUCACAUUAGUAAAUUUCUGAAAAUUUGACAAUUUUGGUUUUGACAAUUUGCGUUUUUUUUUGCACUUAAGUGUACAAACAACAUGAAAACGUGAUUUUCCUAAGAAUUCAAAUUUCUUGUUGACAAAUCUGUAUGUUUAAAAUCGGAUUUACAUAACUCAGUUUAUACAAAUUUAUCAUUGAAAAUGAAAAACCACUCCUAUUUUUUGUAUUAUUUGGUUAAUUUGGUAACUGUCGGUUGAAAUUAAAUAAAUUAAUUGCGAUUUUGUUACACAAUUCUUUGUGAAAUAAAAAAUUAAUAAAAUGCAACUCUAAGAACAAAAAGAAAAAACUUCUACGGACUGAAGCACAUAAAUUUUCACGGAUUAAUGAUAUCAUUAAAAAAUGGUUAUCCCUUUCCUGUCUCAGUCAAAAAAAAAUACUGAAAUAUGAGACCAUUUGACUACAGAAUUUAUUUCAAAGUUGGCAACACCUGCCUACUACUUCUAAUGUGUUAUUGUGUAUGUUGGCAACAGAAAUUAUGUUAAUACUGGCGACAAAACGCAGUAGACUCAAUUUUUUACAUACCUCUAAAAAACAAUUAAAUGUUUAAAAUCGGAUUUACAAUAGGUAAAUAUGAUCAGACAUAAAAAUCCUAAAUUAUUUUUUUAAGCAUCAAUAGUCGUAUCAAUAGUUAAAAAAAAUUGUACCACCAUUGAAAAUCCAGUUUUUGAUAUUGUUUAAUCCUGAAAAAAAUAAACGUAAUUAUUAGUAAAAAUAAAAUGGUGAAAUGUUUAAAAUAGUACAUAACCAUGUUUAUUUCAUCGAAACAAUACAGCUAAUGCUGCAACCAACAAAACACCGGUGUUUUGGUUGUUGCUUACUUCUUUCAAUGAUUUCAUUUAACCGUUAAAGGUUAUGUCUUAUGUCACAUUUUUUCAUAGGUUAUAGGACAACUAAAAAACUCUUAAAUUUCGUUAUGUUCGAGAUGAUUUAACUCACUUCCAAAUUGUACGAAAAAAGUGUUCAGGUGGCAACAUUCCGAACAAUGUUAUUUAUAAAAGGACAGUUUUUCAAGACUCGACUGUUUUCAAAAACGGCGAGAUUUUUCAGUUCAGACUUGAUGCCAAACUUGUCCCAAUUUAGUAUUGAACCAAAGUUUAACAACGCAGAGCAAGAAAAAAUUCUAAAUAUCCUCAACGAAUCCAACAAAGAUCAAUUACAAUGUUUCAAUGUUGCCCAAACUAAUAUAAAAAAAAUAGAAAAUUACAAAAAGAGAAACGGCCCAUUUAAGUCACUUAAUGAGCUUUUGGAAGUCGACGGCUUAAGUGUUAAAAUGCUGGAGAAGAUGUGCAAACAAUUAAUUUUGGACUCCACAAAUCCAAAUGUAAAAACCACCACUAAUGAGAAUAAAAAAACGAGACAAAUUCUAACACCACAACUACCAACAUCAACUGACUUGUCAACAGCAGUAGGCAUACAUUUAGCCCCCAUGGGGGUGAGUUGGGCGAAAAUAAGUGUCUCAGGAAACCAGCUUGAAUCUUGGGGCUAUGAAGACUUCACAAAUCUCCCAAAAAAGAUGUUUUCAACUGACACGUUUAAACUAGCCUUGGAUAUUUUAAAUCAACUUCCGACAGGUGACGCUUACAUAUUUGAAGGGAAUUCAAGUAUGGGCCAAAAACAGUCCUCAGCGGUGCCCCCUUACACUCAACAAUUAGAAUUGUGCUCCAUGUUGUUGGCUCUUAUCAACACCAGCUCCAAUCACAAUAAAAUUUCACAAAAUUCUGUCUAUUUUUUAAGGUCAAAAUUACCCGCAAGGAUGUUUAAAACUUUGGUUGGUAAUGAGUGUGUUUCAUGCACUUCUGUAAUACUACAAUUAUUGGGUGAUUCCCCCGAUGAUUUUACACUCCCCUGUUCUUCUAUUACUUUUGAAGAAAAGUUGAAAAGUGAUUAUUUGGUCCAAUCACCGGCUCAUAAAGAACUUCUAGGUCAGGCUUUAAUGUUAGUGAUUGCUUUUAUGGAUUUAUGCAUCAGGAAAAACCCAAUUAGCAUCAAAGCCAUCGCACCCAAUAGAAAAUGACAUGUAAAAAAAUAAUGUACAUAAAUAAAGAAAUCAAAAGUUUUUUUUU
Molecule: messenger RNA, 2315 nt
Organism: Tribolium madens (black flour beetle)
Lineage: Eukaryota; Metazoa; Arthropoda; Insecta; Coleoptera; Tenebrionidae
Exons: 6
Coding region: 1235-2266 (343 amino acids)
Biological process (GO): transcription elongation by mitochondrial RNA polymerase; mitochondrial transcription
Cellular component (GO): mitochondrial nucleoid
Molecular function (GO): DNA polymerase processivity factor activity
Source: RefSeq, a predicted model, not a curated record